ACGAGAUAUUUUUCUUACUCUGUAGGAAGAUUCUGUUAUCCAGGUCCAAGCCAACGCUUUGAUGUGUAUUGAAAAGAUCAUUGAUAAGCUAGAGAAAACAGAUAUCUUAGAUGAGGUGCUACCGAUGCUUAAUAAAGCCAAACUUCAAGACCCGCUGAUACUAAUGUCGGUAGUAAGAAUAUACAAACACAUGCUUGGAGAUAAGCGAUAUGGUCUUACAGUUAAUCUUCUAGCAACAAAGGUCAUGCCAGCUCUGAUACCAGUGGCUGUUAGUCCAGGACUUAAGUUAGACCAGUUUACAAGACUCGUAGAACUAUUGCAAGAGAUGUUGGAUCAUGUAAGCAAAAGCCAGAAAAAUAAGAUAAAACUAGAGAAACUUACAGCGCCCUCUAUAGAAGAAACUCCAUCGAACCAUCUAGUCGAACAGAACACCGGUUAUCCCCAACGUCCCCCUUCUCUACGACUAGACUCCAGACGAACCUCCAUAAGUCUGGAAGACGUAAUCCAAGAAACGUCUACCAAUUCAA
Molecule: messenger RNA, 527 nt
Organism: Limulus polyphemus (Atlantic horseshoe crab)
Lineage: Eukaryota; Metazoa; Arthropoda; Merostomata; Xiphosura; Limulidae
Exons: 4
Source: RefSeq, a predicted model, not a curated record